CCCGACCGUCCUUGCACAGGUUCGGCAUCCGUAGUGAGCCCGGAAGCCCUGACUGGCUAUGAUCAUCAGGUUGAACGCCGAAGGCUGCCUCCAGUGCGGUCAACUCGAGCCGCUCUGUGAGUGGGAUGCAGCGAACAGCAGACGUCUUCCGCUUCGAGGCUCGAUUGCAAUCAGCUCGGAUCCUUGGCCGAGGCUGCUGAUUGGUCGGGCGAUCCUCGAAGCGGAUGCGGGGCUGGUGCCGCGUGCUCGUAUGGCCUCGGGUCAGUGUGGCCAAGCACAUUGUUAGACGGAUUCGGUAGGCGUAGGGCUCAAUACUCCGGCAGUCGUGAACCUGUCUCGCAACAACGUCUUCCUUCCCUCCGACCACCACCUCCCCCGACCUUACGUCGUACGCAACGAGCUCGCCCUAAUGAAGCUGUCCACUCCUUUUAUUCUUCUUGCUGCCGCCAUCGGCGUCGUCGAGGCCUCCGGCCACGACGGUCUUUCUCGCGUGGCCGCCCGCCACCACGAAGUUGCGCGUCACAACAACGACAGUGCCGCAGCUAAGCGUGCCAGCACUGGUCGCUGCAAGGUCCGGCCUUCCAGCACUCUCGUUCACACUUCCACUCCCACCUCCACCUCCACCUCCACCUCCACCUCCACCUCCACCUCCACCUCCACCUCCACCCACGCGUCGUCUUCCACGCACAAGACUACCUCCACUAAGAAGACCUCUCCUACUGAAUUGACGACGACUAGCACCAAGUCGUCGUCCGGAAGCAAGAGCGGCUCCAACAACAACUCCGGUGUGACCAGCAACGUCGCGGGCCUAGUUAAGGUCACAGACUGGUCUUGCGGUGCCUCCGGUGCUAGCAAGCAGAUCACAGCCACGGAUGGCCCGAACGGUAAUAUCGACUGGAUGAACUGCGGCCUCUAUGACGGUGGCUGGAAUCCCCCUCAUGUUACUGUGAACGAUGUUAUCACCGUCGAUCUGGGCGCCGCUCUCGGUGACCCGAACACCCCUUUCAAGGCGUGCGGCCCGUAUAUCGACUUGUUCUACAAGUACGCUGGCGAGCAUGGCAUUCCCCCGAUCAUUGUCGCCUCCAUCGCCAUGCAGGAGUCUACGUGUAACGUGCACGAGGUUGGUGGCGGAGGCGAGCAGGGUAUCAUGCAAAUCUCGAAGGACAAGUGCGGCGGCGCACCCGGCGGCAAUUGCCAGGAUCCGGACUUCAACAUCCGGACUGGCGUUGCGUUCUUCGCGCAGACCCUCAGCGACAACGGCGGUAACCUGCUUUUGACGCUUGGCAACUACAAUGGCUGGCCCAAGGGUAUGACGGUGGCGUCGGCGACCGCGGCUAGGUGGACGGACUGCUGCCUGUGCCAGAACAACUUGGACUACCUCGUGCAGUACCUGAACGGUUGGUUCCUCAACAGGGACCCCUACACCGGCACCCCCCGCAUCGGCAAGUUCUUCAACCUCGACGCCUGCCGCUAAGGCUAGACUCAACUCGUAACGAUGAUCGUUGGGGGAGCUCGGCCGCGUAGCGGGCGUGUCUAUCUGAUGUGGCCCCGCUUUGACCUUCUGUGUUACUAUGCUCUUGCGCUUGGGAUUUGACGAAAAUAUACCCCGUCCACUCUGGUUGGACCACCACAUACCUGCCAUGAUCGCCAUGGCUGUCCCUGUUUCGUUCGUGGUUACUGAUGAGAGGGAUUCUGCUUAUGUAGGAGUAUAGUGCCUUCUAUCGUAGCUAUCCGCGGAAUAGUACACCUGUGCAUUAUACCAAGUGAGACCCGCUGCCGACAGUCAUUUGUU
This is a messenger RNA of Dichomitus squalens LYAD-421 SS1, 1792 nucleotides long. RefSeq names its product lysozyme-like protein. The transcript has 6 exons. NCBI's taxonomy places the organism in Eukaryota, Fungi, Basidiomycota, Agaricomycetes, Polyporales, Polyporaceae. The record is from RefSeq and is a predicted model, not a curated record. The coding region runs from base 410 to 1474 and encodes 354 amino acids.